AUGACACCAUUGGAGCAGUACCUGAAUAUUUUGGAGGUAUUGCGCAUUCACAGCAAAGAGCCCAAGCACUUCCACACCGCCGAACAUGUCCCAAUGAAGAACCGGGCGCCUAUGUUCGGUCUUACUACUGUUAAUGACAACUCUUGGCUCGUCGGAGACCGCGCCUUACUCUCUCGCCGUGACCAACCUUGGUCUACUCACACGCCUGGUCUUAUCAGCACCUGGACUGGAUCCGAUCGAGCCCAUUAUGCUAUAUUGGAGGCGCCCGUCCCACCACCCCCGUCUCGUCCGUGGAAGCCGGAAGACGAUCCGAUACUUGUUCAUAUCGCCGCAGGAGGCGGCACCGCUACUGAACCCGGUGCUGAUGAAAGCCCAGCUGAAACAACCAAGUGCGUCUACUCUAUCGGAGAUGUCUUCAUCAAAAUACACCACACAGUAUAUUGCGACUCGACCGACGAGGACGUAACUAUCACGGAGUUGCACAAGCUCCUUCCAAACCGGACAUUCGCACUCCCUGUAGUCCGCUACCAUGCCCGCUACGACGAUCGCUAUUUCCUUGUCACAUCCAGGGUGUUCGGCCAGACGGCAGAACGACUCUGGUGGGGGUUAGAUGAUAUGGUUAAGGAUCGCUAUGCAACGCUCAUUGCCAAAGCCUGUGUCGAGGUUAGUACACUCACCUCAAGCAAGCUAGGCAGCGGUAUCGACGGGACCACGGCGCCAAACGGGCGCUUCAGUGAGUCCCUCAGGCGCAAGGACAUGCCAAACAUUCUUGCAAACUGCAAGACGCUCAACCUCGACGUGGAGCCCCCUUUUCGCUUCUUCCAUGGAGAUCUGGGACCCGCAAACGUUCUUAUCGACACCCACAACGAAAGCAUUGGCAUCAUCGACUGGCAGGCUGCUGAAUACGUUCCCAGGGAAUGGAUUGGCAUCAGCUUUGCCCGCGCGCUGGCCAUGGUGCAAGACCCACCUAUCCCAGAUACAUACCAGCCGAAUGAUUAUGCCCAGCGUGUAUGGAAGGCGCUGCAACGGGAUGGGUUUUGUGACGAUGGGACCACUUGGCUGAGCUGGAAGAGGAUUGACCGGGACGGGAUGUCGGAUCUUUGA
Molecule: messenger RNA, 1104 nt
Organism: Thyridium curvatum
Lineage: Eukaryota; Fungi; Ascomycota; Sordariomycetes; Thyridiales; Thyridiaceae
Exons: 1
Coding region: 1-1104 (367 amino acids)
Source: RefSeq, a predicted model, not a curated record